AUGGAAACAGGUCCUCACUACAACUAUUACAAGAACCGCGAAUUGUCAAUCAUCUCAGCCCCAUUCAGUGGUGGCCAAGGUAAAUUCGGUGUCGAGAAGGGUCCUAGAUACAUGCUGAAGCAUGGUUUGCAGUCAAGCCUGGAAGAGUUGGGCUGGUCCACUGAGUUGGAGGCCGCUCUUGACGAGGCUGAAUUUGUCACCAAAUUGAAAAAGGAAAAAGAAUCGUCCACUGGAGGCUCUUCCGUUUUGGACGGAGGAGUUAAGGCCAAGAGAGCCGACGUGGUCGGUGAAGCCACCGAGAUGGUUUACAAGUCCGUGUCCAAAGUGGUUCAGGCCGGCAGAUUCCCAGUGACCUUGGGUGGUGACCAUUCCGUCGCUAUGGGUACUGUAUCAGCCGUCUUGGACAAGUUCCCUGAAGCCGGUGUGCUAUGGAUCGACGCACACGCGGACAUUAACACUAUAGAGACCACAGACUCGGGUAACUUGCACGGUUGUCCCGUUUCAUUCUUAAUGGGCUUAAACCAAGAUAUCCCAGGCUGUCCCGAGUCAUUGAAAUGGGUUCCCGGUAACUUGAGUCCAAAGAAAAUAGCAUUCAUCGGGUUAAGAGACAUCGAUGCAGGAGAAAAGAAAAUCUUGAAAGACCUGGGCAUUUCAGCCUUCUCCAUGUACCACGUGGACAAGUACGGUAUUAACGCUGUCGUUGAGAUGGCCAUGAAAGCUAUCCACCCGGAAACAAACGGCGAAGGCCCCAUAAUGUGCUCUUAUGACGUCGAUGGUGUAGACCCACUAUACAUCCCUGCCACAGGUACUCCAGUGAGAGGUGGGUUGACUUUGAGAGAAGGUCUUUUCGUGGUGGAAAGAUUGGCAGAAACCGGUAACUUGGUUGCUCUAGACGUUGUCGAAUGUAACCCAGAUUUGGCCAUACACGAUAUCCAUGUCUCAAACACCAUCUCCGCCGGCUGCGCCAUUGCAAGAUGUGCAUUGGGUGAAACCUUAUUGUAG
Messenger RNA from Saccharomyces eubayanus, 1002 nucleotides. RefSeq names its product arginase (gene CAR1). The coding region runs from base 1 to 1002 and encodes 333 amino acids. Gene Ontology annotation, molecular function: manganese ion binding; arginase activity. Lineage: Eukaryota; Fungi; Ascomycota; Saccharomycetes; Saccharomycetales; Saccharomycetaceae. The transcript has a single exon. The record is from RefSeq and is a predicted model, not a curated record. Gene Ontology annotation, cellular component: nucleus; cytosol; cytoplasm.